AAGCUCCUUCAGUACUUGUCCACUGCUCAGGUAAUUAGGUACUUGGGUACUCCGUAGUGUACAAGGUGUACACGUGCGUCCCGCCUGCUUUGCCCGGCGUGCACUGGCCACAUUAGCCUCUACAGUGGAGGAUGGACGUCUCUGGAAUCACUACAGCAGCUUUGCUUCGCUAAUCACACUGCCUGGAAGCUACUGCCCAGCAGCACCCCACUUCACCAGGCUGAACCCCCCCAAAUUUUCGACGACGAUUUUCUCGGUGAAGCUUCCCCAAGGCUGAGGAAUCCGUACAAACCAACCUUUGCUUCCCCCACCCCACACCCGAUUUCAGUCACCGUCUCGAUCUCGCAGCAGAGUGUCUGAUCGUCACCACAUUCACCAUGUCGUCCUUCAGCCCGACACAAAUCUUUGAGGAUGGAACCACGGAGGAGAAGGGAGAGAAUGCCCGUCUCUCCGCUUUCGUUGGCGCUAUUGCUGUUGGCGACCUCGUCAAGAGCACCCUCGGUCCCAAGGGUAUGGACAAGAUUCUCCAGUCUGCUUCGACCGGUGAGAUCAUGGUCACGAACGACGGUGCCACCAUCCUGAAGUCUAUUGCCCUCGAUAACGCGGCCGCCAAGGUUUUGGUCAAUAUCUCCAAGGUUCAGGAUGACGAGGUCGGUGACGGCACCACAUCGGUGGCUGUCCUUGCCGCGGAGCUACUCCGUGAAGCCGAGAAGCUUGUCGACAAGAAGAUCCACCCCCAGACCAUCAUCGAGGGUUACCGGAUAGCCAGCCAGGCCGCCCUCAAGGCCCUCAAGGAGUCUGCCGUCGACCGCAGUAACAGCCCCGAGGCUUUCAGGAAAGACUUAGCGGCCAUCGCCCGCACAACCCUCAGCUCCAAGGUUCUGGCCCAGGACCGCGACCACUUCUCCAAGCUCGCCUGCGAUGCCGUCCUGCGUCUCAAGAACUCGUCCGACCUGAGCCACAUCCAGAUCAUCAAGAAGGCUGGUGGCAAGCUGAGCGACUCGUACCUCGACGAGGGCUUCAUCCUGGACAAGAAGAUUGGAGUCAACCAGCCCAAGCGUCUGGAGAAGGCCAAGAUCCUGGUGGCCAACACGUCGAUGGACACGGACAAGAUCAAGAUCUUUGGUGCCCGCGUCAAGGUGGGAACGACUAGUAAGCUGGCCGACCUCGAGAAGGCGGAGAAGGAGAAGAUGAAGGCCAAGGUGGAGAAGAUCAAGGCGCACGGCAUCAACUGCUUCAUCAACAGACAACUCAUCUACAACUGGCCCGAGCAGCUCUUUACGGACGCGGGCAUCAUGUCCAUCGAGCACGCCGACUUUGAUGGCAUUGAGAGGCUGGCUCUGGUGACGGGCGGCGAGAUCGCCUCGACCUUCGACCACCCCGACCAGGUGAAGCUGGGACAGUGCGACCUGAUCGAGGAGGUCAUUAUCGGCGAGGACACCCUGAUCAAAUUCUCCGGUGUUGCCGCGGGCGAAGCCUGCACGAUUGUGCUGCGGGGUGCUACGGAUCAGCUCUUGGACGAGGCGGAGCGCAGUCUGCACGACGCCCUGGCCGUUCUCUCACAGACGGUGAAGGAGCCGUGGACGACCCUGGGUGGCGGAUGUGCUGAGAUGGUCAUGGCCAAGGCCGUCGAGGGUGCUGCCACUCGCGUUGAGGGCAAGAAGCAGAUGGCCGUCAGCAGCUUUGCGGUUGCGCUGCGCCAGCUGCCCACGAUCCUCGCCGACAACGCCGGUCUUGACUCGGGUGAGCUUGUCGCACGUCUGAGGAAGGCCAUUUACGACGGCAUGACGAACUAUGGGUUGGACCUCCUGACGCCUGGUGGCGGCAUCACCGACAUGCGUGAUCUGGGCGUCGUGGAGAGCUACAAGUUGAAGAGAGCGGUUGUCUCGUCUGCCAGUGAGGCAGCAGAGCUUCUUCUCCGUGUAGACGACAUUAUUCGCGCGGCCCCCAGAAGACGGGAGCGUGCUUAAUUCAAGACACAGCGAUGACAGCAGCACAGGAAGGGUUCCCGGACAGGAUUAGGAAGUCAAGUAGAGGGGGGAAAAGUCGUAUUCUU
Molecule: messenger RNA, 2056 nt
Organism: Colletotrichum navitas
Lineage: Eukaryota; Fungi; Ascomycota; Sordariomycetes; Glomerellales; Glomerellaceae
Product: chaperonin Cpn60/TCP-1 family
Exons: 4
Coding region: 378-1970 (530 amino acids)
Biological process (GO): protein folding
Cellular component (GO): cytosol; chaperonin-containing T-complex
Molecular function (GO): ATP-dependent protein folding chaperone; ATP hydrolysis activity; ATP binding
Source: RefSeq, a predicted model, not a curated record